UUUGGACCAGCCAAGUUACCACAGGAUUUUCUUUGAACAGCUGUUUUUUGUGCGGCUUUGUCAUAAAUACAGACACGUUGGACUGGAAAUCUUUGUUAUUCUUUUGUUCCGUUAAACAAAAUGAACGCUUGUACCGGAUUGUUUUUGAAGGAAUAACCAUGUUUGGGAGCGGACCGAAUCGUCGUCGGCCCAAUGGCUGGAUGUUUGGAGUUUACCUUCAAUGUUACUUUGUCACCAUAGCAACUAUCCUGGGAACUGGCAUAUUAGGUUUACCAGUCACAUUGACAUAUGCAGGGCUAUACCCAUUUCUGGUCUCGUUUGGUGUUGGGUUUUUUAUGCAGGGGUUAGUGGUCUACUUCAUGACUGACUUGUUACAGAGAGCCUAUGCUGUACAACUGGAGGCUGUUACGGAGUGUGGCCGGGGUGAACACUUGCCUCUCUACUCAAUAAUAGAUGAAGAAGAAUCCUUAGAGGAAGAGGAAAUUAAUGAAAAAGAAAUCCAAGACUCCGUACCUGAUUUGGCAGGACAUGUGAUUCUUCCAGCAGAGGAUGCCAUCAAACCGCCCAACCUGCACAUGCUGGGAGAAUACUUCCUCCUCUGUGGGAUACGACAGUUUUUUGAUGUCUCCAUUCUGUUGUUGUUUAUUGCAAUUCUCAUCAGCUAUGCUUUGGCUGGAAGUGAAGCUUAUGCUGAGAUUAUUGGAAUCAGUCACUUUUACGUGAUUCCUGUGUUUGUCGGUGUACUGACUGUCUCUAUUGUGUUUGCCCUGAAACUGAUCCAGCCGGUGGUGUCAGUGCUCACCUUCCUCAAAGGGACAGUACUCCUGGGAACAGUGGUUGUGACAUUUUUGUUAGGCACCAAAAUCCACAAUUCCAUUAGCAAUGAUUUCUCCGCUGUUGGAGACCCUUUUCUGAUGGGCACUGUGGCAUUGGGUGGUAUAUUCCAGACAAUGCCGAUGCUGUAUGAGAAAAUACAACCAGUUCCUAACCAGGUGAUAAACUACAGAAGAUCUGUGCUAUUGGGCAUUAUAACCUGUACAGGUUUGAAUAUUUUAUGGUGCUGGGCAGUGCUGGACAUCGUUCCUCAGACAAGUGAGUGUCCAGCAGGAGUGGACACUGGUCACUCUCUCAACACAUCCGCCAUCAAAGAAAUCUAUGCGCAAAAUGCUAUCAGCUGUCACUCAAAUAUAUCUCUACAACACUCGAAUGAAAAUGGUGAAAUUUCUACAGUGCCUUUAACAAUGAUUAUCCAUGAUCACUACCCGUCAUACAUGUGGAUAGCUGUGUUAGUGGAGGUAUUUAUUGUCAUCAGCACCACAGUGUCCUACCUGACCAUUGGAGCUGCCCUACAUCACACCAGUGGUAUACAGUGUCCUAGUGGAGACCCCUGCCUCUCAUACAUGUGGAUAGCUGUGUUAGUGGAGGUAUUUAUUGUCAUCAGCACCACAGUGUCCUACCUGACCAUUGGAGCUGCCCUACAUCACACUAAGACUCUCUCUCUCUGGUCAAGUGGUAUACAGUGUCCUAGUGGAGACCCCUGCCCCUCAUACAUGUGGAUAGCUGUAUUAGUGGAGGUAUUUAUUGUCAUCAGCACCACAGUGUCCUACCUGACCAUUGGAGCUGCCCUACAUCACACCAUCUCUGGCUGGGUGGACUCUCUGUGGAGUCAGGACAAGUUUGCGGUCUACAAGGCACGUUUCCAGGCGCGCAGUAAGAGACUCUGCGAAUGGUGCAAUACAAAAUGUGUAUGUGGCUCUUUUCUCUCACUUCUAGCCUUCAGUGUUGUGUUUUGUAUAGCUAUGGCAAAUCCUAAGGGCUUUGUUCAGAUUUUAGAGAAGUUUGCUUCCCUUAGUCUCAACAUUCAGAGUGGCUUUUUCCUCUUCCUCAUGAUGCAUAAAGCUACGAAAAGGAACUGUUUUGGGAAUCUCCAGAUCCCGUUGCCGUUGCCAGGCUGGGUCUACUACCUCCAGUAUUUACUGCCUUUGUAUUUCGGGUUCGCUGUGGGGUUUGAUGUAUAUGUAAUGAUCAGGGACAUUGUUAAUGUCACAAGAGUGUAGCACAACACAGCGGUGAUACUGAUUUUAAUCUCUUAUUUGACUGGAUCUCUGUUUAGCGCUUGCUUUCCCAGUAUUGUCACUAAAUGUCAGACUUAGUGCACAUCCUCACAAGUUCAGGGUUGAAAUGAAACCCACUCUGGAUUGGUUGAAGGAAAUGACAGCUGACAAAACUUUCCUAGAUACUAUUCAGAAACAUCAUUUUGUUUGAUGCCUGGUGAAAACGAGCUGUCAAACGCUCACUCAUAAAGUUCUAGUCAGUUUUUUAAAUGACCAAUGCAUGUUUUAUGGGAGAAUGCUGUGCGUAGGACAUUUCAUGUUUCUAAUAACACCAAUCUUAUGACUUCAGGUCCUAAUCUUCCUUUGCGAUAACAAGAUUUUGUUGUUUCUCCCACCACUUCCAAAAUCUGGGAAUUUGGUAGCAUUUAUCAGAUUUAUGAUAUUUGUUUGUUUGAAAUUGAUAAUACAUCCAGAUUUUAGGCUGAACAGUUUUUACCACGAGCAUAAUUACAGCAGUUGUGUGUUCCUCUAACAUCUUUAAGAUUCCAAGAUGCCGUAACAAAGUAUGUCAGAGAAGAUAUUAAUUUUCUGGUAUUGGACGCUCACUACCAGUACAUGUCAAAGGUUAAAUAUUGUGUCAUUGGUUUCACUUUCAUUUUCUUGCUAGGACCUGUAAUAACAUUACACUAUUGUCUGAAUUUACAUGUUAAUGAAAUAUUAACUGUUUUGCUCAGAAAGACACUUUUAUGAAACUUGAUAUAUUUUUACACCUGUAGUAGCUUAUAUAAGGUAUUGUGUGUAUACAAAACCAAGUAUUGGGGAAAGUAUUCAAUAUACAGUGUAUACUUUUUAUUAGUAUUUUUUGUUAAACUUUACAUUUGCCAUACUUGUGUGAGGAAGUUAGGGGAUUUUGAAUUGAGGGGAUUACAAUCAUGGUCAUGUGGUUCAUAUAUUUUGGUGGUUCGAAUAUGUUGGUGGUUCAUAUGGUUGCAUUAUAAAUAAGGUUGCCAAAAUGAAAUUUGAGGUUCAUUUCCACCAUUCCAUCCCAUUCCAUCUUAAUAAUUAAAGAUUUAAGGAUGUACUGUAUUAUUAUCCAGUCACUUGGAAAGCUUCACAUCACCAAGUUAAACCUGCUAAUUACUUGAUGUUUGACCAGCCAGUGGAGGUUUUUUGCUGUAAACUGCCUUGGACCAGGAAAGAUCUUGAAGGUGAGCGCAUCCUCACAAACAGUGGGCGCAACCUCACAAUCAGUGGGCGCAUCCUCACAAACAGUGGGCGCAACCUCACAAUCAGUGGGCGCUUCCUCACAAUCAGUGGGAGCAUCCUCACAAUCAGUGAUCGAAUCGGUGGAUGUGUAAUUUUAGCAUUAUGGUCAGCCGAAAGAACACUGAAAACUGUCUGAAAAUACCAUUACUUCGUCUUUUUUUUUUAAAUGAUGGCUUCCACCAUACCCUUUACAGCGUAUAUUCAACUCUCUAGUCUCAAGACAGGCUUAGACUUGUGAUGCACGAAGGCUUGUUUAGGCUUAGCCUCACCACUGGUGUCCCCGUGCGGAACUAUGUAACGAGCAUUCAUCUAUAAAAUUGUUUCAGGUUUUGGUUAGAAUCGUGUUGUGAAUACUCUAGAUAAAGGGGAUGCAUGUAUAUAAAGUAUUGUGAGAGAGUAUUUUCUUAUGUCACUUCCUGCCUCAUCGCUGUGACACCAGUGAACUUGGCAUUCAAGAUUUCUUUACAGUAUUUGCUAGUGGUGGCAGUAAAGCAAAGCGAAUAUAGAGGGCGCUGCGUGGGAUGUAAAGGUUAAGGGUUUUCACUGAACUAAUUGCUGCCAGUUGUAUGGUGGGCUUGAUGGACGAUAUUGACAUGUAUAUCGCCUAAGUAACGUCAUUGGUCAGGUGACAUAUAUAACUAAUAAACUGCACACUGUCGUGGCCCACCUUACAAUCCAAACAUUUCAUUCCAUUUAAUGGUGUUGAAGAGAAUCUGAAAAUAGGUUAUUGUGUUUUUAGAGAUCAUGUUAAGUAUCGUCUGUACAUCAUCCUUUCCUGUUGCAUAAUGAAGUAUUAUUUGAAAUCUUUACUGAAGUUCUUAUUUCAUUGCUAGUCUAGCAGAUGUUCAGUAUGAUAUUAUGGGGACCAUAUAUAAUAUACAACGUGAAAUUUACCUUUUGCUGAGAAGUGCAGUCAUGUUAUUUCUUGUCAGGUGAUAUAUAUUUUAAGGUUUUAACUUCUAUGUCCAUAUGAGUUUUCCACUCAAGUUGGAUUAUUUCAUUCUACUGAAAUGAAUUCAUUGUUUGUUUUUCUUUUACUCUUGUGUACAGUAUAUUUUUUGCAUGCAUGUGGUUGUGCAGAACAUCUGUAUAUGCACCAUUUUGUCUUUGACCGUGUCUUCCUGUAGUAUACAGGUAAGGAUGUUGAAGACAUCGCCAAAAUGGAUGUUCGAGUGUCCAAUCCUAUCCUGUCAUUGGAUUUGUUUCAAACU
Liolophura sinensis is the source of this 4531-nucleotide messenger RNA. RefSeq lists its product as uncharacterized. Lineage: Eukaryota; Metazoa; Mollusca; Polyplacophora; Chitonida; Chitonidae. The coding region runs from base 159 to 2057 and encodes 632 amino acids. The record is from RefSeq and is a predicted model, not a curated record. The transcript has 20 exons.